UAACUUUAUCACCGGGGUUAGUACUGGACUUCAUUUUUAGAGCUCAUCACAUGCAUGCUCUGCAGUCAAAACGAAACUGUAGUUUGUCACGCAACACUACAUUCAAACUGCAAUCUCACAUUCUGAAUCUCUAGACGUUCUCGCUCUACUCCAUGCCCUCCAUGCAUGGCAAAGUGAAAGGACGUACAUGGGUAAUGGUGAAAAACAUACGUUGAAUUUCGUCGAGUUGGGCAAACGAAUUCUUAUUAUUCUCGUGAURAUAACCGCAAUCUCUGGAAUCUGGUUACUAGAGAAUCAACCAAACAUUUCUCAUCCCCAGCCGAGAGCCAACUUAAAGUGGAGCUCAUAUCUCUCUGUGAAGAAUUCAUCCAACGAAACUAUGACCAGUGACUUUAAGCAAGAUCAAAGCAAGGUUAUGUCAACUCUUGGUAGUGAAGUAUCUCUAGAACCUAAAKCACCGUUCAAUUACUUUAAGACAACUCUUUGGGGCAAAGAAAACGUCGAGGCAUGGAAGCGUAUUUACGGAGAUAUGAACUGCGCUGGCAAUUCUAAAAGAAAAGCUAUAAAUGCCAUCAUAACGACWUGGCUUGARUUAGUCAAAAAGUACGAGAUAGACUUCGCGUUUGUGUACGGAAGUUUGAUYGGYAUWGUGAGAAACAACGAUAUAAUACCAUGGGACCACGACGUGGACGUGUAUAUUGAAUACAAAGAUGUUUUGAAAUUGGAGAAAGCCGGCUGGCCUCGAGAUAUUCGUAUAGGAAAGAAUAAAACUUUCGUUAAUUAUAUACCAAAUUCGGAACACAGUAAACCAGUGGAUGARAGGAUAAGAUGGGAUUGCAAAGGCAAGGCAUCACCACAUUCAGCUGACMAAUGUGCAAUCCAAGAGCCUCUAGUGCGUCUUUACAACGAUGGAGCAUUUCUAGAUGUUUUAGAUUAUAGAAUCAAGACAGAUACUAUCGAAAUGCGUUCAGAAGGAAGACUAUUUAUCACAAAGAAAGAGCACUACUUUCCUAUUCGGCGUUGUAUGUUUAUGGGAUUUGACGGUUGGUGCCCCAAUGACCCUCGAGCGAUGCUGGCGAGUUAUUACGGAGAAAAGUUUUUGAUCUCGAACAAAAGGUGUAAAAAUGGCCAAUGGGUGAAGAGAAGAGUURGAUAAAAAGAUAAAAAUUAUGCCUAUUUAUAAUCUA
Exaiptasia diaphana is the source of this 1187-nucleotide messenger RNA. RefSeq lists its product as uncharacterized. Gene Ontology annotation, cellular component: Golgi apparatus. Bases 188 to 1156 code for a protein of 322 amino acids. Gene Ontology annotation, biological process: protein O-linked glycosylation via mannose. The transcript has 2 exons. The record is from RefSeq and is a predicted model, not a curated record. NCBI's taxonomy places the organism in Eukaryota, Metazoa, Cnidaria, Anthozoa, Actiniaria, Aiptasiidae.